AUGCCAAAGCAAAGAGGUCUUCUUUACAAGCAAUUUUUCGGAUCUACGAAAUAUCCAAUUUUUACAUGGGUUACAUCAUUUAUAAUGCUGGGUGUCUUUAUAUAUGAAUUAAUCAGAAACCACCAGUUAUCAGGCAGCUGGAUCCAGACAUCUCCAUUUAAUCCUAUGGUUGGACCCAAUUAUAUGGCACUUGUAAAUAUGGGUAGUAAAUUUGUGCCAUGUAUGAGAGAAACUACUCAGUAUCCCUCCACAACUUUGUUUGGAAACUGUUAUCAGUCUGCUGAAUCGACUUGUACAGCCGAAGAAGCAUGUGGAUUUGGUGGCUUUGGAACCACACCAAAUCAAUCUUUCCGAUUUUUUAUCUCAAUCUUUUUGCAUGCUGGUGUUGUUCAUAUCUUGAUCAAUCUACUUACACACCUCCAACUAGGUGGUGAAAUAGAGCGUAAACUAGGGUUGAUUCGUUACAUGAUUCUCUAUUUUGUGUCAGGCAUCUGGGGCUCCAUAUUAAGCGGCGUACUUUCUGGAAUUACGACUUCUUCCAUGGGAUGCUCAGGAUCAUUGUUUGGUCUUGUGGGAUUCCAAGUGACAGAUCUUCUAAUUCAUUGGAAAGAAAUUCGAAGACCUGGACGCGAGUUGGUAGUCUUAUUGUUCUCAGCCUUAUUCGCAUUAGUUCUUGGGCUGUUCCCGGGAAUCGAUAAUUUUGCUCAUAUCGGAGGACUGGUGAUGGGGUUAUUAUUCGGGGUUAUUCUUACAUCUUCACCGUCUAAUGCAUCUCGUAAAGCUAUUAUAGUGGGAUGGGUCGCUAGAAUCGUAUGCCUUGUCUUGUUUCUCGUCCUGUAUAUUGUAUUCUUACGGAUUUUCUAUACAUCCAGUGAUUUGUCGGCAGUUUGUCCUGGUUGUAAAUACCUUUCUUGUUUGCCCAUCAAGGAUUGGUGUGAUGUGUAA
Mucor mucedo is the source of this 945-nucleotide messenger RNA. RefSeq lists its product as uncharacterized. Gene Ontology annotation, biological process: proteolysis. Bases 1 to 945 code for a protein of 314 amino acids. Gene Ontology annotation, cellular component: membrane. NCBI's taxonomy places the organism in Eukaryota, Fungi, Mucoromycota, Mucoromycetes, Mucorales, Mucoraceae. The record is from RefSeq and is a predicted model, not a curated record. Gene Ontology annotation, molecular function: serine-type endopeptidase activity. The transcript has 3 exons.